Notolabrus celidotus (New Zealand spotty) is the source of this 8333-nucleotide messenger RNA. It is a transcript of the gene slc4a8, whose product is annotated as solute carrier family 4 member 8. Gene Ontology annotation, biological process: transmembrane transport; bicarbonate transport; monoatomic anion transport. NCBI's taxonomy places the organism in Eukaryota, Metazoa, Chordata, Actinopteri, Labriformes, Labridae. The record is from RefSeq and is a predicted model, not a curated record. The coding region runs from base 256 to 3522 and encodes 1088 amino acids. Gene Ontology annotation, cellular component: plasma membrane. Gene Ontology annotation, molecular function: monoatomic anion transmembrane transporter activity; sodium:bicarbonate symporter activity; solute:inorganic anion antiporter activity. The transcript has 25 exons.
GGGAGGGAAGCUGGAAGCGCGGCCGGGAAAUCAUCACAACAUAGGGGGGCUAAAUGGUUGAUUUCGCGGUUUUCCUCACCUGGAAGAGAUAUUUACUCUUAACAUGUCUGCAGAAACAGAAGUAACUGCUGUUGCCGGCGCGUGACUGCUUGUACAACACGUCUCAAGAAAGCGCCAAGAGGCUGAUCAGCUGCUAGAAAGUCUUACCUUUACAUCCCCGGGAACACUGAACAGGUUAACCCAGAGGCCACCAACAUGCCCGUCAACGACCCAGAGAGCAUACUGAGCUACCAGAGGCCGGAUGAGGAGGUGGUUGUGGACCAGGGAGGGACGAGCUCAGUGCUGAAUAUCCACUAUGAGAAGGAGGAACUAGAAAGUCACAGGACUCUGUUUGUGGGGGUUCGGAUGCCCAGACAGAGCCACCGUCACCACAAGGCCCACGGCUCUCGCCACCGCAAGAGAGACAGACGGGCUGGAAGCAUCGCAACACAGCAAAGCGAGGAAACUGAGACGUCCAACUGCAGUCAUGACACACCGUCCCAGCGGGUCCAGUUCAUUCUGGGCACAGAGGAGGACGCUGAACAUGUGGCCCAUGAGCUGUUCACUGAGCUGGAUGAGAUCUGUGUGAGGGAUGGCAAGGAUGCUGAGUGGAAGGAAACAGCCAGGUGGCUUAAGUUUGAAGAGGACGUGGAGGAUGGUGGGGAGAGAUGGAGCAAGCCGUACGUCGCUACUCUCUCCCUCCACAGCCUGUUCGAGCUCCGCAGCUGUAUCAUCAAUGGCAGUGUGUUGCUUGACAUGCACGCUGACUGCAUCGAGGAGAUUGCAGACAUGGUGCUGGACCAUCAGGAGGCGUCACAUGAGCUGGACGACAGUGUCAGGGUAAAAGUGCGUGAGGCCCUCCUGAAAAGACACCACCACCAGAAUGAGAAGAAGAAGAACCUGAUACCUAGUGUGCGCUCCAUCACAGAGGGAACCCGCAAACAGUCAGAGACCCAUCUGACAGGAACAGCCACAUCUCCCCAGCCUCCGUCAACCACAGAAGCAGCUAAAAACGGUGGUGGACUGGACAGCACACAUGUGGAUCUCAGUAAGGUGGACAUGCACUUUAUGAAGAAGAUUCCAGAGGGUGCAGAGGCCUCCAAUGUCCUGGUGGGAGAACUGGACUUCCUUGAGAGACCCAUUGUGGCGUUUGUCCGCCUCUCACCUGCUGUGCUGCUCACUGGACUCACAGAAGUCCCCAUACCUACCAGGUUCCUCUUUAUUCUCCUGGGUCCUGAUGGAAAAGCUCAGCAAUACCAUGAAAUUGGACGUUCCAUGGCAACCAUCAUGACAGAUGAAAUCUUUCAUGAUGUAGCAUACAAGGCAAAGGACAGAAGUGACCUGCUGGCCGGGAUAGAUGAGUUCCUGGAUCAGGUGACAGUACUUCCGCCGGGAGAGUGGGACCCAUCCAUUCGCAUUGAGCCGCCAAAGAACGUCCCCUCUCAGGAGAAGAGGAAGAUGCCAGGAGUCCCUAAUGGCACAGCAUACCAGGUGGAGGAGGAACUACAUGCUGAGCACCACGGGCCAGAGCUGCAGAGAACUGGAAGGUUGUUUGGUGGUCUGGUACUGGACAUAAAGAGGAAAGCUCCGUUCUAUCUGAGUGACUUUAAGGAUGGUAUGAGCCUCCAGUGUGUGGCUUCCUUCCUAUUCCUGUAUUGUGCCUGCAUGUCUCCUGUCAUCACGUUUGGAGGACUGCUGGGGGAGGCAACCGAGGGACGCAUUAGUGCCAUAGAGUCCUUACUGGGUGCCUCUAUGACUGGCGUGGCCUACUCUUUGUUCGCGGGUCAACCUCUUACCAUUCUCGGCAGCACAGGUCCUGUGCUUGUUUUUGAGAAAAUCCUUUUCAAGUUCUGCAAGGACUUUGGCCUGUCCUAUCUGUCGCUGAGGACUUGCAUCGGCCUGUGGACGGCCUUUCUUUGUUUGGUGCUUGUUGCCACUGACGCUAGCUCUUUGGUGUGUUACAUCACUCGGUUCACAGAGGAGGCCUUUGCCGCCCUAAUCUGCCUCAUCUUCAUCUACGAGGCUUUGGAGAAGCUCUUCCACCUGGGAGAAGUCUACCCCUUUAAUGCACACAGUGAUCUGGACAAACUCACCCUGACUUUCUGUAAGUGUGCAGAGCCUGAUAAUCCCAGUAAUAAAACCUUGGAACUGUGGAGUGAAAGAAAUAUCACAGCCUCUGCUGUACCCUGGGCCAACCUCACUGUCAAGGAGUGCAUGAGUCUGCAAGGCCACUUUGUUGGGACAGCUUGCGGCCACCAUGGACCCUACACCCCAGAUGUUCUCUUCUGGUCGACCAUCUUGUUCUUCUCUACUUUCUUCAUGUCUGCCUUUCUCAAGCAAUUUAAAACAAGCCGUUAUUUCCCCACCAAGGUGCGGUCCAUGAUAAGUGACUUUGCAGUGUUCCUCACCAUUGCUGUCAUGGUUCUGCUCGACUAUGCAAUUGGAGUGCCCUCCCAGAAGCUGAAGGUGCCCAGCAAAUUCCAGCCUACCAGAGAUGAUAGAGGUUGGCUAAUCAAUCCUAUAGGGCCCAACCCAUGGUGGACCGUCCUGGCUGCAUCUAUUCCUGCUCUUCUCUGCACCAUCCUCAUCUUCAUGGACCAACAGAUCACUGCUGUCAUUAUCAACCGUAAAGAGCACAAACUACUGAAAGGCUGUGGGUACCACCUAGACCUGCUGAUGGUGGGGAUAAUGCUGGCUGUGUGCUCCAUCAUGGGCCUGCCGUGGUUCGUAGCAGCCACCGUUCUGUCCAUCUCUCAUGUCAACAGCCUGAAGCUGGAGUCAGAGAGCUCGGCUCCAGGCGAGCAGCCGCGCUUCCUGGGCAUCAGAGAGCAGAGGUUCACCGGCCUGCUCAUCUUUCUGCUCAUGGGCUGUUCUGUAUUUAUGACUGGAGCCCUACAGUUCAUUCCAAUGCCAGUGUUGUAUGGUGUUUUCCUUUACAUGGGAGCCUCCUCUUUGAAAGGCAUCCAGUUCUUUGACCGUCUUAAGUUGUUCGGCAUGCCAGCGAAGCACCAGCCAGACUUUAUCUACCUGCGCCAUGUCCCCUUGAGGAAGGUGCACCUGUUCACAAUCACUCAGCUCACUUGUCUUGUGCUGCUCUGGGUCAUCAAGACAUCACCUGCUGCUAUCGUCUUCCCCAUGAUGGUGCUGGCUCUGGUUUUCGUCCGCAAGGUACUGGACUUGUGCUUCUCCAAGCGAGAGCUAAGUUACCUGGAUGAUUUGAUGCCCGAAUGGAAGAAAAAGAACCUUGAUGACGCCUCUAAAAAGAUAGAAGAGGAAUCACAGGUUAUGCUCAGUACCAAGACGGAUGAUACAACUUCUAUUCCCAUGGAGAGCAGCAAGCCUGCUCCGACUCCAAGAGCACAUGACCCCAGGUGUGAUCCCUCUGAUAUUAAUAUAUCUGAUGAAAUGUCUAAAACCACCGUGUGGAAAUCCCUAAACUCCAAUCAAAAGGACACUCGUCCUGUGGCUGCUAAGAAGGAUUGAAGGGCUCGAGUUCAUAGACGAAUAAAGGAUAUCCACAGUCCCGGCAGGCUCAGCUGUGUCACAUGACUGCAGUUCUGGACCAUGGGACACUGCGAUCUGGCGCUUUUGACCGUCAGCCACUUCAGUGCUUAGAGAUACAAGUCUCGAUGAUUUCCACCAGCUACCCACAGCACAUAGUACUGAUUACACAAAAGACAUAGACAUGCCGCAAAAAUGCUCUUCUAUUGUUGUUAGGACUUAUUUUCCUGAACCAAGUCUCAAUGAUUGAAUCCAAUCCUAACUCUGACACCACUAUCUUAGCUGGUUAACCAAUAAGAAACCAUAAUCUUCACCUGACAUCUUGUAUCAGCCGUCUAUGUAACCAAACUGGAAGGAAAGCCCUUAGUGAUCAGCUCUGCCAUUCUGUACACUGCCAUUGACUUUCCAGCUUAUUUGAGAGGUUGAAUGAAGAUGUAAGGGUUUCAAAAAAAAAAAUUUCUCCUCUGUAAAUUAAAUAAUUUUGAAAUAGCUCUGUUUGAAUUCAACUAAAUUGAGUGGGACAUUGAUCGGAUUUGAAAAUGCAAUCUAGUUUAAAAAUCUUGGAGCUGCUCCUUCCAAAGGGAAAACUGCGAGGACACAGUGACAGCUGCUGGCAGCCACAGUGAUUUCACUGAGAUACAGGGACAUCUGCCUAUUCACAGCUGAAAGCUCUGCAUUAUUUUAAUACUCAUUAGAAGGUGGCAUCUCAAACUGCCUCACUCACUCACUGGUCUAUUUCCAAAGUGUCAACCAUAUAGAGUGGAGGUUUUUUUUUUAGCUUACAGGGGCACAGCUGUUGUUGGUCUAAAAAUACAGGCUUUACUGCCCAGCAUCAAUGAAACAGCCCAUUGUAAAUUCUUUUGUAGGGUGGAUUUUUCACCAAACGUCAGAACUUUUUAUGGCCAUAGCUGUACCCCAAACCCUUCCAUGAGUUAAUGAACAUAUACCCAUUUGCAAGAUUAUUAGAUCCUGCUUAUGUACUCCAAACACAGUCCUGCAAAAAAAAUCUACCUACAUGAAGGUUAUGAUCUGUUUUUCUGGCUUGUUGAUGGUGUUGAAUCAAAUGCAUUAAUAACAGCUUAUGAAAGUUUAUAAUACCUGAUCAGUGUUUUGGUCCUCUCUAGGCACUCUUAAGCAAAGUUCAUGUUUUAAUCAUAAAAAAGUUCCCAACUUGUUCCCGAUAUGUUGCAUAUUUACAUCCAGCUGAUAUUAAAACAUCCCAGUGAUUCAUUUUAUGUUACUGGCCACCUAAUGAAUGUAAGUUUAAAUCUUAGUCUCCAGCUCCACAAGCCUCUUGCUUUAAGAUGUCCCACUGUGUAAAACAGCCAAUCACAAUCUUUGUGAGUCUGCAGGUUGGCGCUGAACAGCUUGUGUAAAGCAGGUUUUCCUAAUUUUUUUCCAAAGAAGUUAAUUUCUUGGCAGCUAAAUGUAAAACUGAAUUAAAAUUUUAACUUAAGGGUUGGGUGAUAAUUUACUGUUAGUUCUUAACUGCAAGCAACCUAUUUUAAAUGAGAUCUACUGUUAAUUGAUUAUAGCAGCUUAAGAGACUUUGGGUCCUCAUCACAAUAGAAGAGCAAUUGCAGAUAUAAGACAACAACCUCCACACUCCACCAUUUCAUCAGAAACAAUAAAUAAUACCCAGGUUUCAAGCCUACACUGUACACUGAUGGAGUUUAAACCCUCCUUUAAAAACAAACCAGGUUCUUUUUAAUAAUCUCAGUAGUUUGUUUUUUCCUGUCAUUGUUACUUAAAUCUACUAGAGACACUUUUUCUUUAAUGUGCCAUGACUGUUUCUUUUUUCUAAUAGUGGUGAAAUGGUUGAUUACUUAGUCAAUUUCAAGUAGUAUUGCAGGUUCAGUUAUACAUAGACCCACCCUCUUUUGGAAGCGUUAAACUUGGUGUCAGUUUUGCGUGAUGAUGUAAACUGAAACUGUUCGUCAGAAGACCCACAGCAGUGGCACAAAAGAUGUAAAACAUCCACUUUUUUUUGAUUGAUGGACCUUUUCUUUGAGCUGAUGACUGUGUAGGAAGGAGGUUGUUCUACAGUCUUUGUCACGUGUUAGUGUCUUAUCUCUUUACCUCAGACAAGUUCAUGAAUGCUCCUGCAAGGCACUUUGGUUGAUGUCAGGUCAGGGGAGAAUGCAAGUAAGAGGGAGUUUUUGUGUCCCUUUGAGUAUCAGGAAAUAAUAUAUGACUUUUUUCUUUUUUUUUUCUUUUUUUUUGAGGAUGAGGGGGGAGGGGUACCAGCAAUAAUUUACCCAGAAAGCAAAUCCAAAUUGACCCACUGCUACUCUUAAUAACUGGGGUCCCUUGAUGCAAAUACCCCCCUUCUAUUUCUCCCUGUUUGAAAAAGAAUGGGCUCAGGAGAAUUUAACUUUAAAACAUAAAAACACUUUUGUUAAUGUGCCAAAAACAUUUGAAAAAAUCACUAAUAACACAAAUUAGCAAAAGAUAUCAAACACAGCCACACUCUCAUUCACUAUUUGGAUAUGAAGAUAUGUCCAUUUGGAUGAAUAAGACUCCAGUUUAUUUGUUUUCUAUUAGAGGACUCCAUUUUAGGUUUCAGGCAUGACAGUCACGUCAAAGCUUGGAGAGCCAAAGAGGGCAGAGAAAUUCUGGUGACAGAAUGAUCCUCAAUUAUACUUCAUUUGUAGUUGCACUUUCUGUAGAUAAAGAGUUUAUUAUAUAUUAUUUUCAUGAAAUCUAGUACAUAAAAAUGAUUUUAAAUGAAUGUAUUAUUUAUUUAUUAUUAAUGACUAAUAUUUUUAGAUAAAAUAAUCCAAUUGUUCUCUUUGCUUUCUGUAUAUAGCGUACUGUAAUAAAGGAGACGAGCUUUGGACGAAAAGCUAAAGAAUGCAGCACAUGAGUAAUAAAUGGAAGAAUUCAAUAAAAUAACAUCAGAGUUUAUUAGAGAGAGGAUUUCUGGUGGGAGACAUUGUUAAAUAACCUAUAAUUUUCAUGUCCUUAGUCCUUUAUGGAGGAGCCUUGAAAGUAUUCAUGAAUCAAUUGACCAUUGUCUUAUGGCAGCCGUUGUCCUCUGAUGUCAUACUCAGGGUUGGAUGCUCAACAGCUGCUCUGAUCCAGGUUUUAUGUUGUAUUAUAGGGUUUCUGAUAAAUGAUAACUUUACCAUUUAGUGGUUAAUAAGCAACUGAAAAGAUAGUAAAAACCUAAAGGGGAAUCUGGCUUUAUUUCAAGACGUGUUAAUCCAGUAGCUAUGGUCAAACAAAAGAGGGAAUAACAAACUAUUUUUGACUUUACCUAGGAAUUGGCUGAAACUGAUACAACUUGAUAUUGUUUGGAAGUGCAACAUGAAGGUACAGGAAGAAAUUUCCUGAAAUGUUUUUUUUUUUUUAAAUGUUUGCUAUUUAAUAUAAUUGAGAAUCGCUUUUAUCUCUUAACAAAAUUAAUAUAGAUUAACCCAAAACACUAAGACUUAAAAGACAUCCAUUGAUUUUUGGUCUGUUUUUUUGGGGGGAGGGCUUACCUUCACUCUUCUACUAAAUAUUAGAGCAUGAAUAAAUCAUCUGCAAUAAAAUUAUCAAUUUAGACCAUAUAAUUAAUGGAAUUGGGUUUAAUAUCAAUUUAAAACUUUUUUUAUGUUCCAGUCAAAUAUCAGUCCAUGUAUUGAUUUAUGAUUAUUUUCAAGGCUCUCCUCCACAGUCCCAGUCAUCAUGGUGACUUAAAGAAAAGUGUAUGAGUACAAUAACCUUUCAUGGAACUUCAUGCAGUAAUACCUCCUCAUAGACACGUAUGAAAGUUUUAAAUACUGUGUGUGCUGUCACGUGCUUCUGCUUCGACUGUCAGACUUUUGAAUGUGAAUAUAGUCUGUGUGCCUGAGGACCCAUAAUUUAACUAAUUACUGGCAUGACCAAAUGUUAUUCAUUGUGUAAAUAUGUGUUCUAAAUCUCAUGACUAAGUGCAAACUAAUGCUGUGUAAACUGAGAAAAACUACAAGAAAAUGUCCAUAAUGAAUUAGAUCAACACUCUUAACCAUCCAGAGCUCUAUGACUGUAGAUGAUGAAUUAUUAAGCUAAUGUUAGAGUUUUUUCAUGGCCAUCAUGUGUCUUAAACUUGAUUUUAACUCAUUAAUGUAUAUGUGAAUGUAUGGUAAGCAUACAGUAAAUUGCCUUCAGAAUACUUAAGGUGACUACAUAUACAUGUGAACAUGAAGUCACACAUUUUGAUGGAUGUGAGUAUAAAUAUGUGCUAUACGUUUGUGCCUGUCAUGGGAAACAUAACCACUUCCUGUUGUGCUGUCAUUCUUGACGGGUGACCAUCCUACAUGCGACCAAAAAAAUAAUACAUUGAAAAGCCAAUAAUGACUUAUGGGCUGUCAAAACAACUCAGAAUCAUUCAUUACUGUGUCUCAUUUUGUACAAAUUUUCAAUUCCUCUGUCACAUAAUAAUACAACACCAGAACCAUGUGUUGAUUUUCUUCUUCUUGAACCUGUACUUCACAUUUAUGUGUAUAUAAAAGUGAAAACUGUGCAGAGUGUAAGGCUGUGUCCUUCUAAUAAAUAUGAGAAUAUGUACGUGUCUGUCUCAAGGACAAGGCCAGUUUGAUAACAGAGGAAGAGGAUGAAAAGGAGAGUUUGUCGGAAAGCAGGAGACUUUCAGGUAGAACAGCAGCAGUACCCUCAAUCUUCAAGUCCUGGAGCCAUAGAAAAGACUGAUGCCUUUUCUCUUUAACCACUGAAUGAUUAGUCUUAAGCAAAUUACAUGUUUUAUAUGUAUAUGUAAUUUAAUUUUUGAUUAUGGAUAAUGAAAUACAAUAAAUGCAGCUGAUAUUAAA